Homalodisca vitripennis (glassy-winged sharpshooter) is the source of this 734-nucleotide messenger RNA. RefSeq lists its product as uncharacterized. The coding region runs from base 68 to 691 and encodes 207 amino acids. Gene Ontology annotation, biological process: NADH dehydrogenase complex assembly. The transcript has 4 exons. The record is from RefSeq and is a predicted model, not a curated record. NCBI's taxonomy places the organism in Eukaryota, Metazoa, Arthropoda, Insecta, Hemiptera, Cicadellidae.
GUUCGGCCUUGGACCUCAUCUCGGGCUUGUCGCGUAUCAACCUGAUUCAGCAGCUAAAACACUUUUAAUGAUUCCAAACACAGUUUGGUAUUUAUUUUUAAUAAGUCUUUCGGUCCAAAUGUUUGUUUAUUGUGAAGAAGAUGAUAAGAAGUCAGAGCUUGUUUUGCUGGACUUUACCUCGGUUCCGACCCUUCAUGGAUGGUCAGAGAUGUCAGAUAUGAUCAGACUCAUUGGCAAGUCCAAGGCAGUUCUGGUUCUCCAGAAGACUCUCAGAUUCCAAAGGGCUGUGUUGUUCACAAUGCUUAAUCCUCAACCAGAUGGCGCUGGAUUUGCAGGUUUCCGGACAGACCGGGAGUUUGACCUGAGUGAUUACCACAGUCUGCAGAUGAUGUGUCGCGGCCAAGGAGACCAUUUCGGGUACAAGGUAGUGCUCAGGCACUGGGGUGAGAACACCGACCCGUUCCCUUCGUAUGAACACAUGUUUCAGGCUCCAAUGCGUAAAUUUGACAUUGUAACACUUCCUCUCCACCACUUUGAGGCUUACUAUCGAGGCCGCAAGAAAAACAACUCCAUACCUCUGGACAAGUCGAAGAUCUCAAGCUUCGAGCUGCAGAUGUAUGGAGGAGUCUACCUUCCUGUCAAACAGUGGGGCACAUCCUCCUUGGAGAUUGACUGGGUCAAAGCGGUUUAAUCAUGUAAUGAGUACAACAAUAAAUGUUUCAGUUAUCUCCAAU